AGCUAAUAUAUCCUAGAAUAACUGGAUUUCAUCAUCUGCUGGCUCUACUUUUCAUACUUUACAUAAUAAUUAUAAAUAUUCUACACUUUUUCUUGAUGAAUUUAACAUGUGCUAAGGCUUCAAGUGAGGCAAAGAGAACUUCACGUAUUGUUAGCUACCUCAUCAAUAGAAAUGGAUGUGUGGCAGAGGAAGAAGAGCUAGAAGAGUUCAUGACACGCUUGCUUCAUCACAGAGCUGAGUUUUCGGCGUGCGGCAUGUUCACAUUGGACAGGCCACUCAUAUUAGUGGUGGCGGCAACUAUUACAACGUAUCUAGUGGUAAUGAUACAGUUUCUAAUAGCAAACGAUAGUGGGGAAUCAAAAACUGUCAGCAAAGGGAACCUGUCGAUUACACCAUCAUUUCCAAUUACCAAUAAUAGCAUUGAAUAAAUUUCAUUUUAUAGGACAUAUAUAAUUCAAUUACUGAUUGUCCAACUGAAAUGAAAGUAUUUCAUUCCUAAAAUUUCAUUCUACAGGGUUGUUGUUCUCAUGAAAAUUAAUAAAUGAUCAUUUGUA
Molecule: messenger RNA, 554 nt
Organism: Nilaparvata lugens (brown planthopper)
Lineage: Eukaryota; Metazoa; Arthropoda; Insecta; Hemiptera; Delphacidae
Product: putative gustatory receptor 28b
Exons: 4
Coding region: 96-428 (110 amino acids)
Biological process (GO): sensory perception of taste
Cellular component (GO): membrane; dendrite; neuronal cell body
Source: RefSeq, a predicted model, not a curated record